Molecule: messenger RNA, 1179 nt
Organism: Haliotis rufescens (red abalone)
Lineage: Eukaryota; Metazoa; Mollusca; Gastropoda; Lepetellida; Haliotidae
Product: salivary glue protein Sgs-3-like
Exons: 4
Coding region: 1-1179 (392 amino acids)
Cellular component (GO): plasma membrane
Source: RefSeq, a predicted model, not a curated record
AUGUACAUGUUUGUAUUUGAGCUGUUUACAGUCUACAUUAUAUGUAGCCACGCCACAUGUAAAGGCGAGGGGGUGUUCCUUACCAGGGUGGUGCCUUCGUCGCUGGUAUGUGAUUCUCUGUGUACCUACACAACUAGGUGUGGCUCCUACACCUGGGAUGCUGCCACCAGAAGCUGCCACCUGCACACACAAGGAGACACAGAGACAGAGACGAUGCCCCAUGCAAAGUAUUUGAAAGAGGCUCAGGGGAUGGUGUGUCGCGCCCGUCCGUGUAAAGAGAACGAGGUUUGUGUGCCACUUGAAGCAGGGACUACAUACGUGUGUGUGGCAUCAACAGCCGCCACUACCACAACCACCACAACCACUACUACCACACUGUCCAUGACGCCAUCUGCUACCACCACAACCACGACUCCACCACCUACCACUACCACCACGACUCCACCACCUCCAACUACCACCACGACUCAAUCACCUACCACUACCACUACAACUCCAUCACCUACCACUACCACCAAGACUCCAUCACAGACCACUACCACUUUGACCCCACCACCUCCCACUACCACCACGACUCCAUCACAGACCACUACCACUACGACUCCAUCACCUACCACUACCACCACGACCACUACUACCAAACUGUCAACGACGCCAUCUGCUACCGCUUCCACCAACAUGACUACAUCACCGACCACUACCACCACGACUCCUUCACCUACCACUGCCACCACGACUCCAUCACCUUCCACUACCACCACGACUCCAUCACCAGCCACCACCACCACGACUCCAUCACCUUCCACUACUACCACGACUCCAUCGCCUACCACAACCCCCCCAACUACGACUACUACCACGCCAUGCCCUGUCACUGUUAAUCAGGCAAAUGAUCCAUACACAUACGUUGGGUGUUACAACGAUGACAAGAGUCAUGUACUUCCACACGGCAAAUUGGUGAACGGAACAUGCCUGACAACUGAAACAUGCAAGCUUCAUUGCCACGGAAUGAACUACAUCUUCUUUGGACUUAGGGGAGGGCGUAAAUGCUUCUGUGGCCGUGUCAUCAAAGAUGGGUACAUGAAGAUACCCGACAGUGAAUGCAACGUCCCAUGUCCUGGUGACAGAAGCACGAUGUGUGGGGGAUACGGGAGGAUUUCCAUCUAUGAGAUUGUCUAG